This is a messenger RNA of Cygnus atratus (black swan), 5766 nucleotides long. It is a transcript of the gene GPR180, whose product is annotated as G protein-coupled receptor 180. The transcript is spliced from 9 exons. The coding region runs from base 26 to 1222 and encodes 398 amino acids. Lineage: Eukaryota; Metazoa; Chordata; Aves; Anseriformes; Anatidae. Gene Ontology annotation, biological process: G protein-coupled receptor signaling pathway; response to pheromone. The record is from RefSeq and is a predicted model, not a curated record.
GGAGGCCACGUGACGGGUCGGGGCGAUGCGGUGGCGGCUGCUGUGGGCGCUGUGCGCCUGCUGCUGGGGCUGCGCUUGGGGCAAGACGCUGCGGGGCGGCUUUGUCAGCGCCGCCGCCCGCCUGCAGCCCUGGCGGCCCCUGGCGCGCUUCCAGUUCCACGGUGACCAUGCUGUUCUGUGUGUCAGAAUCAACAACGUAGCAGUAGCUGUGACAAAAGAAGCUAGACUUCACCUGUUUCAAGCACAGGAAUGGCUGAAGCUGCAGAACAGUAUCCAAGACCACAGCUGUACAGAGAAAUUCUCUAAAGCUCAACUGACAAUGACUGUGAACCACACAGAGCAAAAUCUGACAGUGUCCCAGAUUCCUUAUCCGGAAACAUGGUAUGUGUUUUAUGUAGACAAGUUUACCUGCGAAGAGAAUUAUUCUGAAACCGAGGAUAUUCAGUUUGAAAUGGUCUUACUAAACCCAGAUGCAGAAGGGAAUCCAUUAGAUCACUUUAGCGCAGGGGAAUCUGGAUUACAUGAAUUCUUUUUCCUGCUUGUUCUAGCAUACUUCUUAACCGCUUGCAUAUAUGCACAGUCCCUAUGGCAAACAAUUAAGAAGCGUGGACCUAUGCAUACUGUACUAAAGGUGCUGUCAAUUGCAUUGUUGUUGCAGGCUGGUUCAGCUUUUGCCAACUACCUCCAUUUCUCAAGUUAUUCUAAGGAUGGAAUAGGAGCACCUUUUAUGGGAACUCUGGCAGAAUUGUGUGACAUAGUCUCUCAGAUACAAAUGCUAUAUUUAUUGUUGAGUCUGUGCAUGGGUUGGACAAUAGGCAGAAUGAAGAAAUCUCAUAGCAGACCUCUUCAAUGGGAUUCCACUCCAGCAUCCACUGGCAUUGCUGUAGUAGUUGUUGUUACACAGAGCCUUUUAUUAAUUUGGGAACAAUUUGAAGAUACUAAUCACCACAGCUACCAUUCACACCAUGGCUUAGCAAGUGGACUGCUUAUUGGCCUCAGAGUUUGCCUAGCUUUGUCGCUGGCUGCUGGUCUUUACCAGAUCAUCACAGUGGAGAGAAGCACGCUGAAAAGGGAGUUCUAUAUCACCUUUGCCAAAGCCUGCAUUCUCUGGUUUUUGUGCCACCCAUGUCUUGCAACCGUUUCUGUAAUAUUCAGAGAAUAUCAAAGAGAAAAGAUCAAGAGGCUUGCUCUGAAAAAAGGUCUAAGUGAGACUGAUAAAUGACUACCAUCACAGCUCCAUGACUGUACUAGUGCAAAGUGUUUUCAGGCUUUUUUUUUUUUUUAUUCCUCUCUGUUUGUUGUAAGAAUAGAAUAUCUAAACAUCACCUCUGCUUGUGGAACUGCAUGGGUGGUGAAUUGCAAGCCUGAAAUUCCCCAGAACAGAGACUGCCAGAAGGGGUUAUGUGACUUGCCCAGGGCUAUCUACAGAUUCAAAAACAUCCAGGUGUGAGAGCAUGAAUCCUGGACCUGAGGUUCACAUUCAGAUCUUUUGUAACUGCAGCAGCAUUAAAAGGUUUAAAGUUAAACUUCAAGCACUUAUAUAGUGUGCUGGCAGAAAUGUAUUUGCAUUUGGUUUUCACUUACUUUUUCCCUUCUUCUGUUUUUUGUCUUUAGAUUAUUACCAUAGGUGUUAUCCUCUGUCAGUGCAUCUCCAUGGUUAUCCUCUACAGACUUUUUCUUUCUCAUAGUCUAUAUUGGGAAGUGUCUUCACUAUCAGCAGUGACAUUGCCACUAACAGUAUCCUCUGGACAUAAAAAUCGACAUCACUUCUGAGAUGUUUAGGAAGAAUACGUUAUGUAAUAAAUGUGCAAUAAUGACCCAAAUAUACAGGUAUUUUUGUCACAGGUAUGUGAUACAUCGGUUUCACUGGAAAACUGGUUGGUAAUAUCAGAGCACUUCACAGACCUUUGGUCUGACACAGUCCUUAGAUUAAUCUGUUACAAAUAUUGUUGAGUGGAAAAAAUCCAUAAUUUGAAUGAUUUCCUGAAGAUGGUUCGUGGGUAGCAUGUGGUGCUGAGCUAUGUCACAGAAAAGUACAGUAAUUCUUUUCUCUCCCAUUCACAGCCCCAAAAAAUAUCCCUACUUUAUAUCAAUACUAAGUUUGAAGGUCUUAUAAAAUGCAGUUCUUAAAAUGUCAACAAGCUCAAACAAGUCUGAAAUAGGCCAGUUGUGAAAUUGGUGUGAUGCAUAACGACGAAUACAAGUUCUUUUAUUUUUGUGCUUUAGAAAAAAAUACAUUUUAUGUAUAGGGAUAAAAGAAGGGGAAACAAAAGAGGGAGAGUCCACUAAGAACGUGUAUAAAUGUUUACAACUAACCGUGGGAAAUUUUUCUUUAGUAUUGGUGUAAAAGAAAAGCAUUUUUCGCAAUUACUGUUCAUAUUGGUUAGAAUUUUAAUGGGAAUGAAAAUAGAGUUUAUAUUUUCCUUUUUUUGAAAUAAAUGUAACUAAAAAUUUCACCCAGUAAAGUUCUAAACAAUAUUUGAGGCUUAGAAGAUAUAGCAACAUAAAGGUAAUUAAAACAGCAGGCUCACAAAAAAAAGGGCAAAGAAAAUGGAAUGGGUGAUGUGGUACUAGAAUUUUAAUCCUGAUAUAAUUCAUUUCUCUUACAUUGAGGAUUCAAUCAUAAUUAAGCCAUAUACACAGAUUAAAUUAACAGAAGCAUUUCAAAUAAAUGUUGGUUUCAGUCAUCAACUACCCAUGAAUUCCUGCCCAAGGAUACUUAAUCAGGAUUAAAUUUUCUAUGAAUAAUUGAAAAACAAAAUACUCACUGGAUUUGUUAUAAUCCAUGUUGGCACUGGGUUCUAAGUAGUUGCCAUCUUCCAUCCAUUAUAAUAAAGCCAUACUACUUUGUGAUGCCCUAGCAUUCAGAAAGCCAGUGUAAAUAUAUACUUUAUUGAAGUGCCUAUUUAUUGAGUAUGAUGAAAUCAUGCUGACAUUUUUUCCUUCAUAAUAAGAACAUACCUAUUACCAUUGUGACUGCAAUUGUUCUUUUGGGAUUUACUUAUUAUUUUUCAUAUUUUAGAUUUCUCGCCGUACAAGUGUGUUUCUUCACAACACCGAUUUUAUUUUCUAGUAAACAAAUGAUUGUUUCUUUGUAAUAGUAUGUAUUUAAUUACGCCUCUUUGAAAAUGUGAAGACACCAGGGUUCUAGCUUUAAAAUAGCCCUAACUUUUCCAUUCAUGUUUGCCUCAGCUGUGAGCAUAGUUGAAACAUAAGUCUAUUCCAUUUCAGUUUAGAGGUGAAAGUAGACAUUUGCCUUUGACUAAGGCAAAAUGGCAACAUGACAGAGUUGCUCAUUAAAUCAUCUCCUUUCUUAUUGUUUGUAAUUCAGAUCAAGAAUGGCAGGUUGAGGCUGGAAAAGAUGAGAUAUUAUGAUUUCACACAAUCUUCAGAGUGAUUAAAAGAUUAAUUAUUACAUUCCUCUGAUAACCACACAAAAAUAUUAUUGGUUAAAACUUCAGUCUUUAUUUCCCUGCUUAUCUCUGUACUUUUCAUCUUCUCAAGAAAAAAGCAUCCUGUUUUUGAUAAGUCUCCAAUAAUGCAGUAGAAGAGUUCUAUCUGUCCUCAUGUAUAAGACAUGAAAUUCACACAUAAAAUAGAAUUUUCUGAUAGACACAAGAGCUACUUUAUAGUUUAUGAUCUGUCAUGAUAAAAGUUUUAACCUAUGCAGAAAAAUUGCAUGUGACUUUCAGAAUAGACACUCUAUUUAUUUUAUUCUCCAGAAGUACUUUCUUACUUCCUGUAGUCCCUCUGACUUCAGUCUGUCAGUGUUAAGGUAAAUGAUAUCUUAAUUUCACCUUUUAAGUGUACUCUACAACAAUUCAUAAAAUGAAUUCAGAAUUCAUAGUUCAUCUGGGUAUAAAUAUAAAGCAUCAGAUGUUGUCUCUUAAUCUUUUCCAGAUUGCCCCGUAAGUCAACAGGUAACAUUAUCCUCUUAGUCUGGCGUUGAAUCCAAUGAUUUGAAAAUAAAAUUUUGAUUUUACUAUUAAUGUAACUGUAGCAAUUAAGUAUCACUUUCUCAUGGUAAGCUGUACCACGGACAUGCAUUUCUGCUCAGGUCUGUUAGCGUUCUUUCAUGACCAACAUCCACCAAUGUUACAUUAUUAAAUCACUAACGCAUGCUGUAGCAGUAGGUCAGUAUGACUGUGGUAAUAUUCAAGAUGUCAGUUAAUUCAGUACAUGAUAUCCAUGGGGCUGGAGUCUUCAAAUAUGACCUAUUUACAAAACUUCUUGCUUACCUAUAUUCUGGCUUGAAGUUUACUGCCUGAAGAAUGGUUUGAAUAUGUGAAAUUCUCCCUGCUUCCUAACUUACAUUUUUAAUGAGACCAAUUGAUAAAACCUUGUGGGGUUUUUUCAUGCUUAUUCACAUAUUGACCCAUUUAACCGUUUUGGUUUCAUAACCUCAUCUUAGGAGAAUAGCUUCCAGGCUUCUUUUAGUUGUCUUCGGUAAGUGCAUCCUGCCUGAAAAAGUUUCUCUUUUUUCUAGAACGUGCUUUCCAUCACACACACACACACACCAAAAAAAAAAAAAAAAGUUUUGUAUCGCCAAACUGCAGCUCUGGCUGAUCUGAGCAACUCAUGAUGCACCCACCUCAGCUACACACCAGAUGACAGCAGUGGACAAAAGCACUCCUUUAGCAUGCCCGUAGCCCCACCGCGUAAAUGGCAUGGUUUUGUGCCAGCUGAAAGCAGCCGCGGACCCAGGGAGCUCUCAGCGGGAGGGCUGUAGCCAGCUCGCAGACUCCCUGCCACCUCGCCCGCUGCAAAGAGAGAGAAACACAUUGCAUGUAAAGGCAGCGCUACCAGCUGCUGACCGUGCUGAGCACAACUAUUUAGCUGGGGUUGAAUGGCAGCUUCGUACUUGUUAGUUUUUGUGCAUCGCAUGGUUCUGUUUUAAAUAAAGUUGCAGAUAGAGGGUAUACUAAUUCCAUUGUCUGUGAGUUUCGGUGCUUGGAAAAGAUAAGUAUACAUUGACAAGAUUGCAAACCGAAGUUGUUUGUGCUGUGAAGAAAUUCACUUCAAUGCAUGAGAGGACGUUUCCUUGCCAGUCAUCGCCUUUUCUACUGGCACAGAUGCCAGUUAGUGUCAAUUCUGAUUUAUUGGUUGGGGGGAGGAUCGUUGUUCAGAAGGGAUGAGAGUGAGAUCAGCAAUUCAGCCUACGAGACCCCCCACACGCUGUGAGGAGUGGUAAUCUUGCAUGGCUCCCGACCCGGGCUGGAUUGGAACCAGUGAUGUAGAGGUUGGAACAAUGCUCGAGCUCAUCCCCUAAGCUAUUCGCUCCCAUUCCGUGUAGGGUAUGUUGAUUGUACUUUUAUUUAAAGUGCUUCAGGUAGGAAAAAUGAAUAUUUACAAUUAAAUAUAUGUAAAUGAAAGUGGAAAGGCUUGAUUGGAAAAAUAUCAAGUUUCUAAUACAUAUUACUAUACUAAGACCUCCCACACAAGACAAACAUUUAUAGUCAGACCUAAUAAAUAUUCCUUUCUGGUUCCAGUGCUAAUGGAGAGCCACAGAGGUAUCAAAAUCUUUUUGUUUGCAUCUCCGUCCUCUACAGAACUGGAAGACUGUUUGAUCCGAUUUGGUUCUGGUGUAUUCUGUGUGAUGCCAUGCCUCUACUCGACACUUUUUACAGAUUGCUAUAAAUGUUGGCUGGGCUGGCUAAAACCGAUUAUUAUGUUGUACCUUGUAACUCUUUUUGUGUGACUAUGCAAUGUACAAGGGGCAGGUGAUCCUUGCAAAUGUCAAACAUUAAAAGAAAAUAUUAAGCUGUU